UUGUGUGGCCGGACCUUGACUAGGGCCGUCUUUGCUCAGGCACCCAGCUGGAGAGUCACAGCACUGUGGACAGUGGAGAAGAAGAAAGUCAGUCAGAUAGAUGAUGAGAAGAAGCGAGAGUAAAGUCCAGUAGAGAGCAAAGAAGACCUUUUCCGCACACAAGCCGGAGCAUGGAGGCAUAAAAGCCCCAUGGAUUUAGUUGACCUCUACCUCCCUGAGUGCUUCACCUGCCACCCGGACACUGAAGAUCUGGGCAGGAUGUCUGUGAGGGGCUUGGACCCCAGCUGUACCUCCUCCAUAAAGCGGGAGCCCUCCAGCCCCAGCUCCCAGGGAGACGCCAGCCCGGCUCAGCCCAGUCCCGGGAGCUCUUCCUCGGACACUAACUCCAGCUACGGUCCCUUGAUUAAGGGCCACGGUCACGGCAAUGAACUGGACUCACCGGGUCUUUACGGGCGUACGCCAGGGUCUGCUGACAGCGGAGGCCCCAACAGAAGGUUUGUGGAGGAGGCCCAAGUGAAAUGCGAAUUCCUCCUGGGCUCCGUGGCCAAGCGUUUGUGUCUGGUGUGCGGCGACGUGGCGUCGGGCUACCACUACGGCGUGGCCUCGUGCGAAGCCUGCAAGGCCUUCUUCAAAAGAACCAUCCAGGGUAACAUUGAGUACAGCUGCCCGGCGUCCAAUGAAUGUGAGAUCACCAAGCGGAGGAGGAAGUCGUGCCAGGCGUGUCGCUUCGUCAAGUGUCUGGCUGUGGGCAUGCUGAGGGAAGGUGUGCGUCUGGAUCGGGUUCGAGGCGGCCGCCAGAAGUACAAGCGGAGAAUCGACGCUGAGAACAGCCCGUAUCUCCACAUCCAGCACGUUUUGCCCCAGAAGAAAACAUUCGGGACGGGCGGGGACAACAAAGUGGUGUCCCUCCUCCUAUUGGCCGAGCCAGAGGCCAUCUUCGCCAUGCCGGAUCCCACUGUGCCCGAGAGCGACAUCAAGGCUCUGACCACGCUCUGCGACCUCGCCGACCGGGAGCUGGUGGUCAACAUCGGCUGGGCCAAACACAUCCCAGGCUUCCCCUCACUGUCACUGGCGGACCAGAUGAGCCUCCUGCAGAGCGGCUGGAUGGAGAUCCUGAUCCUCCGCGUGGUCUUCCGCUCGCUGCCGCUGGAGGACAAGCUGGUCUAUGCCGAGGACUACGUGAUGGACGAGGAGCGGUCCAAGAUGGCCGGCCUGCUCGACCUCAACAACGCCAUCCUGCAGCUGGUCAAGAAGUGCAAAGCUGUAGGGCUUGACAAGGAGGAGUUUGUGCUUCUCAAGGCCAUCGCGCUCGCUAACUCAGACUCGGUGCACAUCGAGGACUCUGAGGCGGUCCAGAGACUCCAGGACGUCCUCCACGGAGCCCUGCAGGACUACGAGGCCACCAGGCACCCGCAGGACCCUCGUCGGGCGGGCAAGCUGAUCAUGAGCCUUCCUCUCCUGCGCCAGACGGCCGCUCGCGCCGUGCAGCACUUCUGCGGCGUCAAACAAGAUGGCCGGGUCCCCAUGCAUAAACUCUUCCUGGAGCUGCUGGAGGCUAAAGCCUGAGGGAACGUUCCCCCGCCCUUAAUAUUUGAUGCAAACAGGAAGCUUGGCCACUCGCCCUCUAGUGGACAAGACCAGAAGGACGGGCGUUGAGGGACACAUGCCAAACAAACAGAAGAGCUUCUUUUCUGAUACUUGAAGACCCUCGUGGACCAUCUUGUCCUUCUGGAAGCCUCCUCAGAUGCAUUCUCUUCUAUUUCUUUCUUCAUGGAGAGAAGCUAUAAUGUCUCCUCCUCUUUUCAAGAAACCAGCAAUCGGAAUUAGAGAGGACGUUUUCAGGGAAAGAAACGACUACGUGAGAAACGUGAUAUUUAUUUUCUAAAUGUUUAUUUACUUAUGAAGGCUGGAUUCUUUUUUUUUUUUUCAAUAUAACAACUUCUCAGCACUGAUAGCAUCUCCUUGAAAUGGACUUCAAGAUCUAAAUGAACAUACGUCCAGUAAAAAAGUAUCUUAUUGAAAACAAAGAAAUAUCAAAUAUAAUUAUUUUUUUAUUAUUAUUUAGCCAAUAUCUUUGUUUAUUUUGUAUAUUGAUAAAAUGAUAAAAAUGCAUUUUGCUCUUCCACAAUAAUACAAAAAUAUUGAAAUUAAAUUUUAAUUGUCAUUGUUUCAUUUUGAAAAAAAUCUAAUUAAUAAUAAUAAUAAAAUAUAUAUAUUUUUAAAUAAAAUAAUUGUAAUUUUAUCAAGUAAGUAAAUGUAAUAAAUAUUUUUUAAUAUUUUACAAACAUGCAAAAUAAUAAUUAAUUAGGUAUUAAUUAAGAAUUAGUUCAACUAAUGUAUUUAUUUGAUUAAUAAUCAUUAUUUAUUUUAUAUAAUAUAUUCUAGAAGAGCAAAAUGCAUUUCAUCAUUGUAAAAAUAAUAUAAUAUACUUAACUGCUUUAAAUAAUUCAGCCCCCCCUACCCCCCAAAAACACAUUAGUGGUAUUACUAUUAUUGUAAUUCAAUAUAAACAAUAUUUCCUGCUCUGCAGUAAAGUAUCUCAAAUAAUACCAUCUUUUGGCUGAGGAAUAAUAAAAGAUUGUAAAAAUACAAAAAAAAACAAAACCCAAGCUAACCGCGUCCAAGUAUGAUACUUAAAAUGUCCCCCAAUGUCCAGUUCUAUUGUAGUGCUCAAUGAGUGUCCAAUAUCAGGUGGAAAGUGUCUUUUGGUAGUCUUGGUAGACAUCCACGUGUGCACUACUAUUCCUCGUAGCCGUUAUGAAAAAUGGUGUCAAAUUUUUGUAUUUAUUAUUUUUUGCUAGUGUGUCUGCUGUAGUGUGCUUUGUGUGCAAAUAUCAGAGAAUGAAGGAUUCGUGUUGAUGGUGCCGGCAUUAGCAAAAAAAGAUUUUGAUGCUACUUACAUUUACGUCAUGUCUGAAGUGUUUGUUUCUCAGGUGCAGAUUUGGGCAGCAAUAAAGUGUCUCCUCCA
Doryrhamphus excisus (bluestripe pipefish) is the source of this 2968-nucleotide messenger RNA. Its product is annotated as estrogen-related receptor gamma-like. The record is from RefSeq and is a predicted model, not a curated record. Gene Ontology annotation, cellular component: nucleus. Lineage: Eukaryota; Metazoa; Chordata; Actinopteri; Syngnathiformes; Syngnathidae. Gene Ontology annotation, molecular function: nuclear steroid receptor activity; zinc ion binding; steroid binding. Gene Ontology annotation, biological process: regulation of DNA-templated transcription.